Molecule: messenger RNA, 3469 nt
Organism: Maniola jurtina (meadow brown)
Lineage: Eukaryota; Metazoa; Arthropoda; Insecta; Lepidoptera; Nymphalidae
Gene: Dis3
Product: exosome complex exonuclease RRP44
Exons: 15
Coding region: 151-3426 (1091 amino acids)
Biological process (GO): rRNA catabolic process
Cellular component (GO): nuclear exosome (RNase complex); cytoplasmic exosome (RNase complex)
Molecular function (GO): RNA binding; 3'-5'-RNA exonuclease activity; endonuclease activity
Source: RefSeq, a predicted model, not a curated record
GGAUUCGUAUUUUUUAUUCUGUGUUUUGUUUAUAUGAGAUGAUAUGUUUGUUGUACAGAUUACUAUAAAAAUUAUAUUAUCUCCUCAUUAGAACUACAAAAAUACUUACUUUUAACAGCUAAUUAAUGUAAUUUUUGUCCGAGCUAUAAGAUGUGGACGACAAAAACAUUUCUUACUAAAACAAAACGCGGCAAUGUUUUGAAGAUUGUUAGGGAGCAUUACUUGCGUGAUGACCUACUAUGCGGCUCGGCUGCGUGUAACGUUUGUCCGCAAAAAGACGAAGACUACGUUUUGGAGGCAAACCCAGAAUCUAUCUGUGCCCUAUUUGACUAUAAUCAUUAUUUAGUGCUUGAUACUAAUGUGGUAUUGCACCAGAUAGAUGUAUUAGAAGAAGAUGCUUUGAAAAAUGUAAUAAUUUUACAAACAGUGCUAGAAGAAGUGAAGCACCAGAAUACUGCAAUAUUUCAAAGAUUACUUGAGAUCAUUGGGAACAAGAAGAGGAAGUUUUACUCCUUUGUUAACGAACAUCAUAAAGAUACAUAUGUGGAACGAAAUCCUGGUGAAAAGCAAAAUGACCGCAAUGACAGAGCUAUUCGCAAAGCUGCGGGGUGGUACUCCUCUCAUCUCUCCAUUAACAAUGUUGCUGGACAGUUCCCGCAGAUAGUCUUGAUGACUGAUGAUGAGAACAACAGGAAAAUCGCUCAAGAAGAGGGUAUUGUGUGCUGUUCAGUAAAGGACUACAUUGAAAAUGUGAAUGGUUUUGUGGGACUAGUAGACAAGCUGUCAAAGAAUGUUAUACCAGAAAGUUGCACUAAAGAUGCCUUGUACCCAGCGCAUUUGACACCGAGUCAGAUCCAUGCAGGCAUAAGGAACGGGAAACUGCACCAAGGGACUUUCCAUGCUUCUAGGGAUAACUUCUUGGAAGGGACAGCUUCUGUUAGUGGGCAAGAGAAACCUGUUCUUUUACAAGGUCAUAUAGGUAUAAACAGAGCGAUAGAUGGAGACAUAGUGGCCAUAGAAAUAUUGCCCAAAGAAGAGUGGAGCAAACCUAGUGACAUAGUUCUUGAAGACAAAGCGGAAGAUCCAGGAGAUUUUCUAGAAGAUUCCACAUUGAUCAAACCUAAGGUUGAUACUGCAGAUGAUGAUAUAACUCCUACGGGGAAAGUUGUUGGGAUUAUCAAGAGGAAGUGGAGACAGUACUGCGGUAUAUUGCUGCCUAGCAAAUUUCCUGGUGCAACGCGUCACUUAUUCACGCCAGCUGAGAAACGUAUACCAAGAGUGCGCAUUGAGACGCGUCAAAGCGACAUACUGGUGUCGCAACGGAUUCUAGUUGCAUUGGACUCCUGGCCUAGGAACAGUCGAUACCCUUUGGGCCAUUUCGUAAGAUCUUUGGGGCGUAUUGGCGACAAGAACGCGGAAAACGAAGUGAUAUUACUGGAACACGACGUUCCUCAUGCGCGGUUCAGCGAAGCCGUGCUUGCUUGCUUGCCGCCUAACGAUUGGACCAUUCCUGAGGAGGAGAUAAAAAAACGCGUGGAUCUCCGUUCGAUAUGCGUUUGCUCGGUCGACCCUCCCGGCUGUACCGAUAUUGAUGACGCUCUGCACGCGCGGGCGCUGCCCACUCUGACCAAAGACGGCCUCCGGAAGUACGACGUGGGAGUCCAUAUCGCUGACGUCACGUACUUCGUCAGACCUAAUACUGCGCUGGAUAAGGAGGCGGCGGCACGAUCGACAACUGUUUAUUUGGUCGAUAAAAGGAUAGAUAUGGUUCCUGAUCUGCUUAGUUCCAAUCUAUGUUCGUUGCGCGGCGGCGAGGAGCGUUUGGCGUUUUCUUGUGUUUGGGAAAUCGAUGAAAACGCCAACGUUUUGUCCACCAAGUUCCACAAAAGUGUCAUAAAGUCUCGUGCCGCGAUGACGUACGAGGAAGCGCAAAUAGCGAUAGACGAGAAAUCGCGCAACGACGAAGUAGCGGCCUCGCUGCGCACUCUCAACGCGCUGGCCAAGAAACUGAAGCAGAAGCGCCUCGACAACGGCGCCUUGCUGCUCGCCUCGCCCGAGAUACGGUUCCAAGUGGACUCUGAAACACACGACCCGGUUGAAGUGCAGGCAAAGAAGAUCGUAGACACGAACUCGAUGGUGGAAGAGUUCAUGUUACUCGCGAACGUGAGCGUUGCAGAGCACUUGGCGGCCGAAUUCCCGCAAUGUGCGCUGUUGCGCAGGCAUCCUGCACCCCCGCCUGCCAACUUCCACACUUUCCUCAAGGCCGCUAGACAACAGGGUUUCGAAUUAGACGUUUCGACGAACAAAGCCUUCUCAAAAUCCCUGAACGAGGCGGUGAUACCCGGCCGGCCGUACUUCAACACGCUGCUGCGUAUAAUGGCGACGCGCUGCAUGCAGCAAGCGGUGUACUUCUCGAGCGGCACCAAGACUCAAGACGAGUUCUAUCACUACGGACUGGCGUGCCCCAUUUAUACGCACUUUACCUCUCCUAUACGAAGAUACGCAGACGUCAUAGUGCACCGGCUGCUGGCCGCGUGCAUCGGCGCAGACGUGACGCACGCAACACUGCUCGACACCAAACACGCGGACGCACUCUGCGACAACCUCAACUACCGGCACCGACAGGCGCAGUACGCCGGCCGCGCGUCUGUGGCGCUCAACACUCACAUCUUGUUCAAGAACCGUGAAGAGAUCGAGGCGGCGGUAGUGCUGGCAGUUAAACGCAACGCGCUGCAAGUGUUGAUUCCCAAGUACGGGCUCGAGGGACCGCUCUAUUUGCCAUCCGAUAAAUUUGUCUACAAUGAAGAGGAAAACGUACAGAUAUGCGGCGGCACCGUACUCAAAACCUUUGACGAACUCACAGUGAGACUGACUCUCGACAGUUCAAAUUUACAACACAGAAAACUAGUUUUCCAACUAGUAACACCGUACAUACCCGGCGUUAGUUACGUUAAAGAGAAAUCGCAGAGUACACAAGAGUCAAUGGAUGUCGAAAUUGUAAAUAUAACGGAGAGUGUCCAAUCGGAGAAAAAGAGAAAAAAGAAAUCUAAAAAUAUAGGUGACACAGAGGGUGAACAAAAGGCAGUAGACGUCGUAAGGCAGUCGACUGUAGAUACUACGGAGAGUGUCCUAUCGGAGAAAAAGAGAGAGAAGAAACCUAAAAAUAAAGAUAGCCAAGAGGAUGAAAAAGAGGCAAUGGACGUCGAAAUUGUAAAUAUAACUGAAAGUGUGUCAAUGGAGAAAAAGAGACAAGAUACAGUAGAUACUAAGAGUAAAAAGAAGAAAUGUAAAAACAAAGACGACUCAGAGGAUAAACAAGAGGCAACAGACGUCGAAAUCGUAGAUAUAACGGGGAGUGACGAUUCGGAGAAGAAGAAAAAGCAGACGGUAGAUACUAAGAGUAAAAAGAAGAAAUCUAAGAAAUAAGACAUUGUAACUAGUUGUAUAGAAAUAAAUAUUGUGUAAGUUA